Meleagris gallopavo (turkey) is the source of this 459-nucleotide messenger RNA. The record is from RefSeq and is a predicted model, not a curated record. Lineage: Eukaryota; Metazoa; Chordata; Aves; Galliformes; Phasianidae.
AACCACCUGUUUCCUGCCGCAGGUUGGCCCAAGGACUGCAGUGAGAUCUCUGCGGGCAGCCCCAGCGGCGUCUACGUCAUCCAGCCCUCAGGGCUCCACCCCAUCGUGGUGUACUGCGAGAUGAACGUGACGGACGGGGGCUGGACGGUCAUCCAGAGGAACCGCCACAACACAGACAUCACCUGGGCCGAGUCCUGGAGCACCUACAAGUACGGCUUUGGGAACGUGCGCGGCGACUACUGGCUGGGCACCGAGUACAUCCACCAGAUCGCCAAGCAGAAGGUCUACCAGGUCAGGUUCGUCAUCCAGGAUGCCUCCAACAACAUCAGGUUCGCAGAGUACAACCUCUUCAGUCUGGACGAUGAGUCCCAGGGCUACCGGCUGCGGCUGGGCUCCUACGCAGGCACAGCAGGGGAUGCCAUGGACUCGGACAAUCCCAGUAACAUGCACAACAACAUG